Diversispora eburnea is the source of this 148-nucleotide messenger RNA. NCBI's taxonomy places the organism in Eukaryota, Fungi, Glomeromycota, Glomeromycetes, Diversisporales, Diversisporaceae. The record is from the annotation of a GenBank genome assembly.
AGACAAUAAUAUUGAUAACAGAAGCUAUAAACAACAAAUAACUAAUCUAUGGAAUGAGAAAUAUAAACCCAUUGGCAACAAAGAAACAGAUGAAUCCUCACCUAAACUUAAUGCUUUAUCUGCUCAUAUUUUUAAAAAAAGAAAAAUU